This is a messenger RNA of Diaporthe citri, 2280 nucleotides long. RefSeq lists its product as uncharacterized. The record is from RefSeq and is a predicted model, not a curated record. The transcript has 4 exons. The coding region runs from base 1 to 2280 and encodes 759 amino acids. Gene Ontology annotation, molecular function: zinc ion binding; nucleic acid binding. Lineage: Eukaryota; Fungi; Ascomycota; Sordariomycetes; Diaporthales; Diaporthaceae.
AUGACGGGGCCAGCACUGAGCAGCGCAGGGCCCGACACGGUGGUUGUCGCCUCCUUUUUUGCGGAGCCGCAAAGGGACCCAGACCAAGCCGCAGAAGGUCCUGCCGUCGAGGCGCCAGCUGUCGCCACCUCACCGUCGGCUGGCGCUGAUGAGACAACUCACAAACGCCGGGCCGACGACAACGACGCUGCCUCUCCUCGCAAGAAGGCCAGGAACGACCAAUCAGAGGGAGAGGCAUCGGAUGGCGUUGACGAAGGGGAGGUGAAUUCUGACGCAGAGUCCAAGGCAAGCGCUUCAACAAAGCAGGCUGGCCAGACCUGGAACAGCGGCGUCACCACUCAGCUCCGCACCUCAUUUGGAACUUCUUCCAAGUCGAAUGCUGCUAAACCUCCACCUAAGCUUACACCUACUCUUGCGCAACAACGUCCUUCCUCUCCUGAACAGCUGACUCCAGAGAUUCGCAAGGAGCUGGUUGCCGCUAUCCAAGCGGGUGCGACCACCACUUUCCCGCCAGUCGAGGAGCAUGAGCGCUCCUGGAAAAUACCUGCAUUCAAAGCCAACUUCAAGGGACAAACUUGGGACGGAAUAUUCAAAUCGAUGUUUGAUCAGUGGUCUGCAGAUUUUGUCACUAAGAACCAAGGAAAUAUCGCUGAAGUUGGGCUCGACCCCUUGUUCUUGAAGAGCUUAUAUCUUCGAACGCUUGAGGAAUCAGUGCCUGGCGCGAAUCCAAUGCUGGUCUCCUUCACUCAAGAUCAACUAAACCGUACCUCUAAACGUAGCCCGCUGAGACAGGUUGCAAAAGGAUGGACAGAUCGGAAACGCGCGAAGCGAGAGGCCAAAGAACGGGCUAAGGAAAAAAUCGAGCAAGAAAGCAAACAACCACCAGAGCAGCCGCCGACGAGACAAACGAGAAGUUCUGCCAGGAUGAAGGAGACUAUAGAGAGUGACGCAGGCAAAUCGACGAGCUCUGCUGAUCGGAAGUCUUCUGCAGCAUCCUCCGUACCUUCCUUUCCCGAUCUUCCGCUGGCUCCACCCUCAGAGCUUGCUGCUUCUCAACAGUCUCCCGCGGUCGCUGGAGAGGAUGUCCCAAUGGACGAGGACGACGGCGACGAUGAAAAUGACAAGGAUUGGAAGCCCAGUAACAUGAAUUCAGCUCAAACGAAGACUGGGAGUGAGACAUCCCCUUCUUUCCCAACGGAAGCCGCACUUGAGCAGCGUCAUCGCUAUUUUCCAGGUGUUCCAGAUGAUGCUGUCUUCUGCCUCACUUGUGCCACCUACGGUCACAACACACCAGAUUGUCCAGAGACAACCUGCAAGUUCUGCCAGCAAGACCACUUCUCUUACUCGUGUCCAUCUCGACAGAGAUGUGCAAAAUGCAAGCAGCUUGGUCACACCAAAGCCACAUGCAAGGAGAAACUUGCAAUGGUUGCAGGCGAAGGCUUCAUGGAGUGUGCCUUUUGCCAAGCCCAAGACCACCAGGAGGAGCAAUGUCCCGAGAUUUGGGAAACCUAUCGACCACAGGUAGGCCAAAUCAAGCAGGUCAGGUCCGUUCCCACCUUUUGCUACUGUUGUGGGGCAGAAGGCCACUUCGGCACGGACUGCGGUCUUGCCGAUCCCAAGGUGCCUCCCAGCGCGACGUGGAGCAACGCAGGAGCAUCUCUGUACGUCGACCCUACGAGCUCAGAGGAAGCCAUCGCGUUCCAAAACCCCAUGCCGGCAGCCCAGGCGAUCUCGGCGCCCAUCAUUCCGGGUCGGAGUAUCAAGCCACAAUCGCAUAUCAUAUUCGAGGACAGCGGCGAUGAGGAUAAUGGCAGCCAAGGAUUUCUCAGAGCACCUGCUACCGGACCGCGACGCCCAGGUCAGAUUCAGAUAACAUCGAACAUCAACUUUGGGGGCUCGGCCGGUCCUUCGGCUCAGAAUGGCGGCGGUGGCCAGCAGGACUCAACGAAUUCGAAGCAGCGGCGGAAGCAACGCGGGCAGAACGCGCCAGCUUCUCUGCCUCCCAAGCCCCAGGUCGCACCGUCCGCUCCUGCUACUGCACCGCAGGCUUCUAGGAAGGGCAAGAAGAACAACAAGAAGAGCGGAAAGACCUCUCAGCAGCAGCAACAGCAGCAGCAGCAGCCACCGCUGCCGCCUGGGCCACCGCCUGGAGGCCGCAACGGCUGGCGGCCCCCGGAGUUUCAGGCACGAGGUGGUAACAGCACAAGGGGACGAGGGGGCUUCAGCAGCCUGAGUAGAGGCGGUGGCGGUGGCGGUCGUCGUGGCGGCGGACGGAACUGA